Molecule: messenger RNA, 1077 nt
Organism: Botrytis sinoallii
Lineage: Eukaryota; Fungi; Ascomycota; Leotiomycetes; Helotiales; Sclerotiniaceae
Exons: 4
Coding region: 1-1077 (358 amino acids)
Source: RefSeq, a predicted model, not a curated record
AUGGAACCGAUCAAAGAAAACAUCCAAGGCACAACCACCCCCCAACCACCCGCCGGAAACAAUGCGAUAUCUCGCCAUGCCCACCAAAACGAUGGUACUCCUACCGCGCCAGCACGACAACCGCCACCGUCCGUUCAUGACUUUCCACCAUUGGGUUUUCAUGCUUUGCAGGAUGGGAGUGUUUUUGGGGAUGCAGUCGGAGGUACAAAUGUUAGACCAUCUAUCACGGGUAUCUUGGCCAGACCUACUGGUGCGACAAAUACAAGAGAAGGAAACCAAUUGGGAGCGAAAUCUAUCUCUGCGAAUUAUUCCGUUCCCACUGGAGAAUUCAUGGGCGGCAAGAAAGGAGAGAUGCCACAAGAUGGAGCUGGAGUCCCAUCCUACACAGGACCUCCUCAAUUAUCUCGUCGUGGAAACCCAGUUCCAGCUCGUUCUGAUGCAAGUGGAACUUCGACAAGAACCAAUAAAGUUAUCGCUGCAUACCAGGCUGCUAAUUCUGCACCGAACCCUCUCGCCAUGACACAGGCAGCGGGAACAUCCCUUACUCACCGAAGCGAUACCUAUGAAGUUGGAAAGAACUUCGAUCGUCUCCGAAUUCAAGGUACUCAUCUCGGCCUAACAGCAUCGCCAUACUUUCCCAAGUCCACCGAAGACUUGGUUAAGCAUCGAGAGGAGCGAAAAAAUGACGCGAGAGAUGAAAUGAACGAGCGGAUCAAGAACAAAGAGGAGGUUAUGCGAAUGAAGAGCGAAGGAACUUUUGUCAAGGUUAAGCCUGCUUUGGAGGAAAAGCAUUUAACCAUUUGGGGACAUCCUAGCUUGAACGAGGAGUCACCUGUACGAGCAGACUGGCCAACUUUGGCAGAUUUCAAACAAGCAGGAAUCAGAAAGGCGGGGUUGCCCUCUCCAAAAUACAACGUUGGAUAUGAGAACGGAAUGGCGGGUGAGGAGAUUACAUCGUUCGCAAUAGACAGAGUUGGAUUGGGUAGAAGAAGAGCAUACGAGGACGCCAUGAUUGAAGAAGAGGAAAUGAUGGAGAUGGGCGAGAUGAAAAGGCUUUUCGAAGCAAUGGAUGAAUGA